Messenger RNA from Dipodomys spectabilis (banner-tailed kangaroo rat), 2529 nucleotides. It is a transcript of the gene Pik3ip1, whose product is annotated as phosphoinositide-3-kinase interacting protein 1. The record is from RefSeq and is a predicted model, not a curated record. Lineage: Eukaryota; Metazoa; Chordata; Mammalia; Rodentia; Heteromyidae. Bases 167 to 967 code for a protein of 266 amino acids. The transcript has 6 exons.
GCUAGCUGGGAAGCUCCCAGUUCUAAAGAGAGGCUGUUUACCAGAACAAGCAUAACAAGGGCUGGUCUGACUGCAAGACUGAGACUGGGAGGCAAAGCUACUGCCGAAAAGGACCCCAGUUGAAUACUGGUUGUCCGGAUCACCUAUACCACAGGAGGAGGGGAGGAUGCUGUUGAUCUGGGUACAAACAUUCCUCCUCAGCACCACGCUCAUAACAGAUGCCUACGGAUCUGGAGGCUGCCUCUGGGACAACGGCCACCUGUACCGGGAGGACCAGCCCUCACCCGCGCCCGGCCUCCUCUGUCUCAACUGGAGGGAUGCACCGGUCGGCCGGGCCCUGGCCACAGCCCCGGAGUUGGGCAUCGACAACCACAACUACUGCCGGAACCCAGACCGGGAUCCCCGCGGGCCCUGGUGUUACAUCAGCAGCGAGGCCGGUGCCCCUGAAAAGCGACUUUGCGAGGACCUGCGUUGCCCAGCAACCACUUCCCAGGCAGCCCCAACCUCUACAACAGAGCCAGAGGCGCCAUCUGAAAAAGUGUCAGAUGACCAGGAGGUGCAGGCAUUCCCUCCUGCCAACGCCCUGCCAGCCAGGAGGGAAGCAGCUGCAGUACAGCCAGUGAUUGGGAUCAGUCAGCGGGUUCGGAUGAGUUCCAAAGAGAAAAAGGACCUGGGAACUCUGGGCUCUGUGCUGGGCAUUACCAUGAUGGUGAUCAUCAUUGCCAUUGGAGCCGGCAUCAUUUUGGGCUACACCUACAAGAGGGGGAAGGACUUGAAAGAGCAGCAUGAGCAGAAAGUGUGUGAGAGGGAGCUGCAGCGCAUCACCCUGCCCUUGUCUGCCUUUACCAACCCCACCUGUGAGAUCGUGGAUGAGAAGACCAUCGUGGUGCACACCAACCAGACUCCUGUGGACCUGCAAGAGGGAAGCACCCCCCUCAUGGGCCAGGCUGGCACCCCUGGGGCCUGAGCCUCUCCAGUGGGCAGAAGCCCAUGCAGAUACUUGUGCAGAACAGCCCAACUUCCUACAGCUAGGAGGAUCUACAUCUUGUGUUGUGGUUACAGACUCUACCCCCACUGGUUUUUGUUUUAUUUUUUAUGUUUUGGGAAUCCUCGUGACAGAAGCAGGUAGCACUGUGGGCUGAGGGUGAGGCUGGGAAGAGUGCAGUGUUUCUCCUCCAUUCUUUGGAGCAGAGGACUUUUCCUGCCGGUGGAGAUAGCAGCGUAGCUCCCACAGCAGUGCUGCUGACAAGGGCUUCCAAACAUUGUCUGUGCCCCGCCCCCCCCUCCAGAUUUGAACCAGGGACAGACAAGGGGGGAGCUCUCCCAGACUCCUCUGUGCUUUACCAUCUAAGAUGGCCUACUCCACCUUUCCCGUUUGUUCUUCAUGAGCUUGAAUGGCGCACACUGUUAUUCAUAGUUAAGGUUAAGCAGGUCAGGAGGCAGCAUUGAAAAAAAAAAAUAUAUAUAUAUAUAGUUUUUUAAAUAUUUGAAAGGGAACUCCCUAUUCUGAGAACCGGAAAUGAGUUUGGAUGAAAGCCAGAACUUUGGACUGAAUGAAAUCUAGGCUGGGGCUAGCGGGUGUGAUCCAGCUCGAGGGCAGGAUGUGCCUUGACAACCAUGGGCCAGGCCUGGGCCCAAGGACUCUUCCUGUCUCAUUAAGGAAAGGAAGGGAAGAAUUGCACUAAACAUUCCACUUAGGAAGAGGAUAGAGAAGGAUCUGCUCCUGCCUUAGGCCUCAGGACAGAAAAUGGGGCUGGGGAUGCCCUAAAUCUUCUGGGGUGGACAGUGACCUCCCCUUUCAUUUUGCACUGAUAAGAGAGUAGCCAGCUGGGCACCCAUGGCAAUGACAUAACUUGGAUGUUUGUUGAGCAGCUGCUUAGAGGGGAACCUGGGAAAUAAGCUCAGAGACAAGGAAAAUAAAGCACUUCAGGGCUUGCCUUCCUUCAGUUGGGCCCUAGUUUGCAGGUAGCCCUGUGGCCCUACUACCACCACCAGGCCAGCACUUCCUACCAUCUGUAAAAUGGUCACAGAACCAUUGGAAAGGAUCUCGUUCUUCAAGCCUUUUGGAUGUAGGGCCCUGGUAGGGCUCACAGGUAGAGAGCAAGCUACCGACAUGGCCAAGAGAGCCCAGUUUCUGGAAUUGCGUGUGGUUGUACGUACACAGCACUGUGCUCGAAGCUGAGGCUUCCAAGUUCUGAUGUCACACUCGGAGGCCUUGGCAAUGUUCCCCAGCCAUAGGCCUUCCUGCCCAGAGCCCUGCCACUGCCUGAUGUGGAGGAGGUGGGUGAAUGGGGGGUGUCCAUUCCUAUCAGCAGGUUACUCCCAAGAGCCAUUGCGGAGGGAACCUAGACCUCAGGUCUAGAGUCCCUUGGUGUUAGCGAUGAUGGAGAUGAGAACAUUACUGGUUUCUACUUUUCUAUAAAAGCAUUUCUCUGUAUACAUGUUUGAUAUACCUCAUUCUGACACCUGUGUAUAAAGUACAGGAAAUUGCUCUGCAUUUGACUUCUAUAAAAAACAAGAAAAAAACAA